UAACGGGCAGUAGAUAGCAAAUGACACAAUUUUGGACAUUUAUGGAAACUGUAUAGGAUAUUUUUCCCCGCACGAAGUAAUGUUGGGCAGCCAUGGGAUUCAGCCUGUUACACUUGUGUUAAACAACUCGAAAAACUGUUUCCUGCACUUGCCAACGAACUUGAUCACAAAACUAUCAUUGCAUGAGAAUCAAAUCCUCGAGCUGUCCUGGGAUGACAGUCCCUCCGUGUUUCUCAGCUGGACGAGAGGAAGGCACGCGCAGCCAGCACAAGAGGAUAAUGUCGAGCUUUGCAGACAAUUGGCGGAUAAACUAGGACUCAAAGAGGGGGAACAGGGUUUCCUGCGACCCUGUCAGCAUGUGCAGUCGGUUCAUCAGGUGUACGUGGAACCCUUGUCUUCUGAUGACUGGGAGAUCUUGGAACUUCAUAGUCUGGCGCUGGAACAGCAGUUGCUGGGACAGAUACGAGCGGUGUAUGAAGAUGGUAUUUUCCCUGUGUGGGUGGACCAGCGAACCUGUAUCUACAUCAAAAUUGCCUCUUUGUCACCAAGUGUGCCUUACGGACGUCUGGAGCAGUUCACGGAGUUGAUGGUCGCUCCCAAAAUACGGAGCGGAGAUCCAGGAACCUCUCUGGGGGCGUCAGCCUACCUCAACCAGAGCCCAAGUCCCCAUACAGCCCAUCCUCAUGCGUCUGAUCAGCCCCUCUCCAGCAUCUCUUCUCUGGGUACCGAGACACAAGAGUCCCCGAAUGACCAGCUGGAUGUUAGUCAGGACAAUAAACCACAACAACAACAGCAAUGGGGUGGCAUUGCUGACUUUAAAAGCCUGCUACGGUAUGUGUUCACGGGGGGAUUGGAUCCAGCCAAGGAGCCUCCGCCAGUCCCCAGCAUCCCUGCCUCAUUCAGCGAGUGUGUACUGAGGGUUUGCAGGACGCCCCCGCGGUUCGCCAGUCACCACUGUGCCAUAUACGGAGAGGUCCACAUGCUGCCCCUGGGUCAUCACGAGGUGCACCACGUCAACAGCAGGCAGCCUCUGAUUACAUAUGGGAAGAUCUCCAAGAUGGCAUCUCCAAAGGAGGUGCGUGAGAGGGCCAAGCAGGCCAUGGAGGGGAGGAAGAGGAGUGAGCUGAAACCCCUGGAGAGGAGGAAGUCGUCCAGUCGUGGUGGUGGUGGUGGUGGUGCUGCUGCUGCUGCUAAGGAUGGGGAGGAGGAGGAGGUGGUGGUGGUGGGUCGUCAGGAGGAAGAUGAAGUGCUGGUCAGGGUGAAGUGCCACCUGGGAGACCUGGACGGGGAUCAUGCAGACUUCCAGAGGGGGGAACUGCACAGUGGCCGGCUGUGGAUUCCCAAGGCUUUGAGGAGCAGGUUACAAAUCGAUCUUCAUUCCACGGUUCGACUGAAGCCAGUGAAAUCCAAUCCGAGAGUGGCCUUGUCCGUCAGGUUGCAGCCGGUACAGCCAAUGGCCCAAGCGGAGGGAGAGGAGGAGCUCCGCACCAGCUUCCUGGAGUGGCUUUAUGCCCAGAGCCACGAGCCGCUCGUCUGCCUGACCGGCCGCUCUGACCACAUCCUCCUGCCCAGUGGAGAAGGAAAAGCUGAGUUUGCCUUGACCGUGUUGAAACCAGACCCUUCUGAAAAGGACACAGAAGAACUUUUCUUUUUAUCAAGUGUGCUGCAAAAGAAAGACAUUCAGGUUGUCCUAGAGCCACUGAGCUCUGACUCCUCUGCACCUGAGAAGGAUCCUGAUGAAACUCAUGAAGAUUUCCCCUUACUCAGCCACCUCGGGGCUGUGGAGGAGAUCGGCCGUGUGGCGUUUGAGCACGUCUCCCACAGUCUCAUGGGAAAGCCAUUGUCCCGGGAGCUGGUGGCAGCUGGGAUUGGACUGCGUAGUGGAGCGGUGCUCAUCACUGGAGCCAAGGGAAGUGGGAAGUCUUCCUUAGCCAAAGCAGUCUGCCGGAGAUCAAUAGAGGAGUUGGAUGUUCAUGUUGACAUAGUAGAUUGUAAGAUGCUGAAAGGGAAGCGAGCGGAAACGGUUCGGCAAAGGUUAGAGGAGGUUUUUGAGCAGGCGUUGUGGAGACAGCCCUCAGUGGUCCUGUUGGAGGACCUGGACAUUGUCACAGCAGCUGCUACCUCUCCAGAGCACGAGCACGGUCCUGAUGCAAUGAUCCAUAUGCACAUUGCUCAAAGUCUGAAGGAUGUUGUGGAUGAUGUGAUGGAGCGUGGCAGUCUGGUGGCGCUGGUGGCCACUGCCCAGAGUAAGGACUCCUUACACCCCUCACUCAGAGAGGUGCAGGGGACCCACUUCUUCCAGACCACAGUCCACAUUCAGAGCCCAGAUCAGGACCAGAGAGUGGAGAUCCUGAGGUGUCUGAUGCUGAGGAAGAGCAGCCUGUCUCCUGACUGUGUGGAGGCCUUGGACCUGGAGGCGGUGGCCAAGCAGACGGAGGGCUACGUGGCGCGGGACCUGGCUCUGCUGCUGGAGAGGGCCGUACACGCCAGCGUGGUCAACAGCAAAGGACACAGCGGCGCUCUGGACAGGACUGGGGAGCUGCGGGUGACCUACAAGGACUUUGUGCUGGCUCUGAGGGACUUCACCGCCCCCUCGCUGUGGAGUGCCAAGCUCCACUCUCCUGGCGUGGCCGGCAUGGAGAGUGUUGGAGGACUGGGGCCGGUGCGACAGAUGCUUGAGGACACCAUCUUGCUGCCAGCCAAGUACCCCUUGCUGUUCUCCAGCCUGCCUAUUCGUCAGUGUACUGGCGUGCUGCUGUAUGGUGCUCCGGGUACAGGCAAGACCCUGCUGGCUGGAGCCGUGGCCAAGGAGAGCGGCAUGAACUUCAUCUGCAUCAAGGGGCCUGAACUUCUCAGCAAGUACAUAGGAGCAAGUGAGCAGGCUGUCAGGGAUGUCUUUCAAAGAGCCCAGGCGGCUAAGCCCUGCAUCCUCUUCUUUGACGAGUUUGACUCUCUAGCGCCCCGCAGAGGCCACGACAGCACCGGCGUCACCGACCGCGUCGUCAACCAGCUGCUGACACAGCUGGACGGAGUGGAGGGCCUGCAAGGUGUGUAUGUGUUAGCUGCCACCAGUCGGCCGGACCUCAUAGACCCCGCCCUGCUCAGACCGGGCCGCCUGGAUAAGUCCCUCUACUGCCCUCCCCCGGACCAGGAGGGUCGUCUGGAGAUCCUGCGUGCCCUGAGUCGCCACAUCCCCCUGGGGGAGGACGUGGACCUGGAGGAGCUGGCGGUCUCCACGGACGCCUUCACGGGGGCCGACCUGAAGGCCCUGCUCUACAACGCCCAGCUGGAGGCCAUCCACAACAGCCCAGGGGCCAGCCUACUGCAGGAGUUGGGCUCGGGUUCGGACAGCGAUGUCAGCCUGUCCUCCAUGAUCUUCCUGAACCCCAGCAGCGGCUCCGACGACUCUGCGGGGGAAGGGGACAGCGGCCUGGAGCCCCCUGCUGCCGCCGCCGCCACCGCAUCGGGGGCCGCCAUGCUGCUGGAGCACGCUGGGGAACACAGCAGACGCGGCGUCAUGCAGGCCAACGCCUGGAGACUCUACUUUGGCAGCUCCUACGAGUCCGAGCUGGACAACCCCUCCCCACCUGACCUGCAUUGCUUCGGGCUUUCUGGCCCGGGCUCUACCGGCCACGACCUGACGGGGGCGCUGGUGAGGGAGGCCGGCUCAUCCCCGGCUCCGGCCUACAUGGCCUCCGUGCAGCAGGGCUUCCAGGAGCUCUCCCACGAGCAGGCCGAGAGGCUACGCGCAGACGUCAGCACCCUCAAGAGCAGCUACCGCCGCGCCACAGAGGAGUCUUGUCAGCUGCAGGCAGGUUCCGGUCCCGGUGCCCCCCCUAACCCCACCACCAAGGCCUCCUCCCUGCUCCUCAGCCAGGCCCACCUGACGGCUGCCCUCAUCUCCACACGACCCUCCGUCACCACCCAGGACUGGAACAGAUACACACACAUGUAUGAAUCUUUCGGAGCCUCUCGAGAGUCAAAGACACACAGUGCAGUCAAACCAGGCCAAAGAGUGACAUUGGCAUAAUGCACACGCAUGCACGCACACGCACACAUACCACACACACACAUACACACACACACACACAUACGCACACACACACAUACGCACACACACACGCACACACACCGGCAAUUUUAGUGUUACUGUACCAUUGAGCAUUGCCAUGGAGGCAAUCGAUACUGUUAAUUGUAUUGCAGGUAUUCUGUUAGCGUUUACACAUGAACAGUGUAUAUAUGGAAGGAAAUGUAAUCAUGUUGCAUUGCGACUGAUGUACAUAAUUUAAAUAAUUUAAAAAAGAAAGUAAUGAUUAUAACACGUUUGACUGAAGCUGUGAGGUUUUUUUUUUUAAAUGAAGUAUCGUUUUAUUAAUGGA
Engraulis encrasicolus (European anchovy) is the source of this 4379-nucleotide messenger RNA. RefSeq names its product peroxisomal biogenesis factor 1 (gene pex1). Lineage: Eukaryota; Metazoa; Chordata; Actinopteri; Clupeiformes; Engraulidae. Gene Ontology annotation, cellular component: peroxisomal membrane; cytosol; peroxisome. Gene Ontology annotation, biological process: protein import into peroxisome matrix. Gene Ontology annotation, molecular function: ATP binding; ATP hydrolysis activity. The record is from RefSeq and is a predicted model, not a curated record.